This is a messenger RNA of Alligator mississippiensis (American alligator), 4086 nucleotides long. RefSeq names its product vascular endothelial zinc finger 1 (gene VEZF1). The record is from RefSeq and is a predicted model, not a curated record. Gene Ontology annotation, molecular function: DNA-binding transcription factor activity; RNA polymerase II cis-regulatory region sequence-specific DNA binding. Bases 74 to 1732 code for a protein of 552 amino acids. The transcript has 7 exons. Lineage: Eukaryota; Metazoa; Chordata; Crocodylia; Alligatoridae. Gene Ontology annotation, biological process: regulation of transcription by RNA polymerase II.
GGUGGAGGAGGAGGGAGGGCGGGAGGGAGCCCGCCCGCCGGGGAGGGGGCACCGCGCCGCUGCCGCCGCCGCCAUGGAGGCCAACUGGACCGCGUUCCUCUUCCAGGCACAUGAAGCCUCACAUCACCAACAGCAGGCAGCACAGAACAGUUUGUUGCCUCUCCUGAGCUCUGCUGUUGAGCCACCUGAUCAGAAGCCGAUUCUGCCCUUACCAAUAACUCAGAAACCUCAACCUGCACCAGAAACAUUAAAGGAUGCUAUUGUUGGGAUUAAAAAGGAAAAACCUAAAACCUCCUUUGUGUGCACUUACUGCAGCAAAGCUUUCAGGGACAGCUACCAUUUGAGGCGCCAUGAGUCCUGCCACACAGGGAUAAAGUUAGUGUCACGGCCAAAGAAAACUCCCACCACAAUGGUGCCCCUUAUCUCGACCAUCGCUGGUGACAACAGCCGAACUUCAUUGGUUUCGACUAUUGCGGGCAUUUUGUCAACAGUCACUACGUCUUCCUCUGCCACCAACCCCAGCAGUAGUGCCGGUGCAACCGCCAUGGCAGUGACUCAGACGGUGAAGAAGCCCAGCAAACCUGUCAAGAAGAACCAUGCUUGUGAGAUGUGCGGAAAGGCCUUCAGGGAUGUGUACCACCUCAACCGGCACAAGCUGUCCCACUCCGAUGAGAAACCCUUUGAAUGUCCCAUUUGCAAUCAGCGCUUCAAGAGGAAGGAUCGCAUGACCUAUCACGUGAGGUCUCAUGAAGGUGGCAUCACCAAACCAUACACCUGUGGUGUUUGUGGAAAAGGCUUCUCGAGGUACCAUGUAGAAAAUCCCAGGCCUGAUCACUUAAGCUGUCAUGUCAAACACGUUCACUCAACGGAGAGACCCUUCAAAUGCCAAACAUGCACUGCUGCCUUUGCCACCAAAGACAGACUGCGGACACACAUGGUGCGCCAUGAAGGAAAGGUAUCGUGUAAUAUCUGUGGUAAACUUCUGAGUGCAGCGUAUAUCACCAGCCACUUAAAGACACACGGGCAGAGCCAAAGUAUCAACUGUAAUACCUGUAAACAAGGCAUCAAUAAAACAUGCAUGAGCGAGGAGACCAGCAACCAGAAGCAGCAGCAGCAGCAGCAGCAACAGCAGCAGCAGCAACAACAGCAGCAGCAGCAGCAGCAACAGCAGCAGCAACAACAGCACGUAUCAAGCUGGCCUGGAAAGCAGGUAGAGACACUGAGAUUAUGGGAAGAAGCUGUCAAAGCAAGGAAGAAAGAAUGUCAGUUCACCUUUGAGAAGGCUAUAGAGUACGUACCAUUCGAAGCUGCUAACUUGUGCCAAACCUCCACUGCUGCUACUACGCCUGUGACUCUUACUACUCCAUUCAGUAUAACGUCCUCUGUGGCUUCUGGGACUAUCACAAACCCAGUCACAGUGGCAGCUGCAAUGAGCAUGAGAAGUCCAGUAAAUGUAUCAAGUGCAGUUAAUAUAUCCAGUCCGAUGAAUCUAGGGCAUCCUGUAACUAUAACAAGUCCAUUAUCCAUGACAUCGCCAUUAACGCUCACAACACCAGUCAAUUUACCUACCCCAGUAACUGCUCCGGUGAAUAUAGCGCAUCCAGUCACUAUAACAUCUCCUAUGAACCUCCCAACACCAAUGACGUUAGCUGGUCCAUUAAAUAUAGCAAUGAGACCAGUAGAGAGCAUGCCUUUCCUGCCCCAAGCCUUGCCCACGUCUCCUCCCUGGUAAAGAAUUUCUAAACAGUAUUAAAGAGGAUUAAAACUGAAUCCUUACCAGCAGUUUUUUUUAGUUGUUAAUAAUAAUAAUAAUAAUGAAUAAUAAUAAUGUAAUAAUAAAGUCAAGCUGAGUAACUGGGGCAGUAUGCACCAGUCAGAGACCGUAAUAGCAUCUUUUCCUAUUGAUUUGGCUCAUAUUGUUUGAAUCUGAGUUUGUAACUGAUCACUGGAGCACUUCAUUAAAAGCCAAGUUUUACCUUUAGCUGACAGUGAUGCUGAACCUAGGACAGAUGGUUACUUGCCAGUUACAAAGCAGUCUUUAAGAAUCAGCAUUACUGUUUUACCCCAGAAAUGAUAACCUAGAAAAUAAUUUUAAUCUAAACACUAGCAAAGACCCCCCUUCAUGUCCUUGACAGUUCUAAAUCCACUGUUUCAGAGCUAGUGUAGUAUUUUUGUCUGUGUUAAUGUUUUGUUUUUUUUUAAUGAGUAAAUGCAUUAUAAUGUUGUCAUUUUUUUAAAAAAAAUGCAUUUUGGAGAAAAUAUGCAUUUUACCUUUGGGAAUAUGAUAAUUUCAGGCAGCAUUCCCUAUGGGAAAGGUGAUACCAGCUCUGAUAUGCAAAGCAUAUGAUAACUUAUCAUUCUCACUUCAACAUAUAAUAGGGAUUGUGACCUGAUAUUUGGAGAUGUAAAUAUUACCCAACAUAUUACCCUAAGGGAAUAUAGCAUUGUAGUCAACAUUUAAAAAAAAUAAAAAUAAAACAAUGUUUGGUGAGAAACAGCCAUGGCUGACAGAAGAGGAGUUGAAAUGUAUGUAAACAUGGUCUCUGAAAAGUCAGAACCCUAUGGGACUCUUAUUUAGGAGCAAAAGGAGUGCUUUGAACUUAUGAAAUAUUGCUUUAAGCUGGAAGAUUCUGGAGGCGCUGGGGUAUGAUGUAUAUGCCCUCUCUCUCCCAAUCAGAACCUGCUGAUGAUGCAGCAGGGGACAGAUGUGUUAGUUGUUCACUAGAAGUUUUGUCUUAUAUUAAAUUGUAUACAGUUUUUAUUCUAACCACUAACUAGGUAGGAUGCCCCUUCAGGACAAGCCGAGAGCGUCUUUUAAUUUCCCCCCUAUUUCUUAAUCAAGUGUUGUGCAAAUCUCUUCAACUUUGUAAAUAUUUGCAAACAUCAUCAUUUUUACGUUACUCUUCUAUUGUGUUAACACAUUUCUAUCAAUUUGUGUGGGUUUUGGGGGCGGCAGUCUGAGCUGUCCAGCCCAGAACUGCACCACAAAUGAUCACACAUGUUUAAACUACAUGUGCUUUUUAUUUCUUAACCUGUUUAUCUGUACAUAAAGUAGAAAGCAGAGUCUAGGGAAACAGAUAUACUUUUUAGACUAUCAUGUCACAUAUUCACAUUUUUAAAACUUUGUUUAAAAAGAACCCCCUGAAACCAAGACUUUACAUGGGGGAGGGGGGGGGGAAGAGAAAAAAACGCAACUAAAGUUGCAAUGUUUUUCUCUCAAUUAAGUUGAAAGCAAUGGAGAUUAGUGUGCGUGCAUUUUACAGAAUGCUAGCAGGACUGACUAGUCAAAAUGGACUGCUUCCGUUUGUACCCCACCGUGUCAGUACAAGCAGCAAAUACCAGACUUCUAGGUCAGGUAACAGGUAUCUGUAUCAUUAUGUGAAACAGUUCUAGGGGCUUGGACUACAUAGUAAAACAAAAAACAAAAAAUAGAACUUUAGUGUAAAAUAAUUUUAUAAAUGAUCUUUUGUACUUUAGGACAUCAAAUUGUACAACUUUUGUAUAUAUAAAAGCUUAGGAACUUUCUGUUUAGCAGAAAGGAAACACAUUCCUACACUUUUAAUGUAUAUGUUUGUUAUAAUGUCCAUGUAAACAUAUGCCCUAUGUUUGUGCCUUUUAAUUAGUUUGUCUCAAUAAACAAAAAUGUAGAGAAGAAUAUGUAGCUAUGACUUUGUUACCACUGCUUUUAUUCCAACAGUACAAAAAUCUUUGUUUUUCUCACUGUAGAGCCUUGCGUGCAGACAGCUGCAUGAGCUAGAUUGAUGUGGCCAAAACGAGGCAUGUGAAUCAAAUGCAGCCCAGCAAAAUCCAUCACUCUCUCCCCUUUAGUGUAGUGGCCCAAGCAUGAUGGGGUGUUGCAUGCUGGGAUAUGUAGUCUUCAAGCCUUACAUCUCUAUUAUGGAUGAAAGUGAUUUCAACUUUCAUCAUUUUCACAAAGUAGGUACAGCCUUCUGGCUCCUGGCAAGCUGCUAACAAGACCCGCAAUUAGGUGAAGUUUGGGUGUCACUGAGCUUAAAACCAAUAUGGAAAUGUGUACUAGAAGUGGUUAUCUAUGAAUUACUUAUAAUAAACAGGUGUGAGACUUCA